Messenger RNA from Wickerhamiella sorbophila, 3513 nucleotides. Its product is annotated as Chromatin structure-remodeling complex subunit snf21. Gene Ontology annotation, molecular function: ATP binding; histone binding; ATP-dependent chromatin remodeler activity. Gene Ontology annotation, cellular component: nucleus. The coding region runs from base 1 to 3513 and encodes 1170 amino acids. The transcript has a single exon. The record is from RefSeq and is a predicted model, not a curated record. Gene Ontology annotation, biological process: positive regulation of transcription by RNA polymerase II. Lineage: Eukaryota; Fungi; Ascomycota; Dipodascomycetes; Dipodascales; Trichomonascaceae.
AUGCCGGACAUGGACCACGUCCAAGGGAUCGAAUAUCCCAAGUCGCGAGAGCAGCUGAUGCUGCUUCUGCUGCGGUGGUGCGCGUUGAACUCAGCGGGCGUUGAUCCCAAUCGUCAUGAAGAGUUUAGACACCUCACGGUCAUUCUCCAGGCCGUGGGUGCUCAACAGCGCGAGUUUGUGGAACGUAAAGCGCGACUCGAUGAAAUUCGGGCGUCCCGCAUUUCUAACGGCACCAGCCCACUUGAGCACACCGAACUGCAAGUGCCUAUCACUGCUCUUAAAUUGCUCACGCGCAAUGUGGAUCUGCCCGAGGCUCUUCAGGCCCAGCUAAUUCAGCUUGCAGGUGAACCUGUUGAUGAGCCCGCUACCAAGCAGCACGAAAACGGUAGCACAAAAAGAUUAACUUUCAAGGAGCGCUCGGCCCGACUAGGUCUUGAGCCAGAGAUCGGAACUGCAGCUGGCGGUGGGGCCGAAAUGGUCAUCAGAAGCCGUUUGAGCCACCGGUUAAAUGAGCUGGAACGCUUGCCGGCAAACAUCGGUGCCGUUGAUGUCGAGACGCCGACCUCCGAGCCACCAGAUAUUGCCCGUGAUGGUAUCGAUGAGCUCAAAAUAAAGGCCCUUAUUGAACUCAAACAGCUGCGCCUGUUGACGCGGCAAAAGUCGAUGCGGCAACAUAUUGUCUACCAUAUUGCAUCGACCCAAGACACCAUGAGUCAAAGCUAUUUGACUCGGUUAUUUAACCGCCGAGUCAAGCCUUUGACGGCCCACGACCUGCAGCUCACUGAAACUUUGGAACGCGCUCAACGCAAAGAGCAGGAGAAGAAAGAACGUGCGCAGCACUUAAAGCUCAUUAAUGCAUCUAUCCAGCACGCUCAGGAAGCAUUACAACAGUCGCAACAGCGUGCUUCUCGUCACCACGCGAUGACCAAGGCCGUCACUCAGUUCCAUGCCCUGGUUGAACGUGAGGAGGCCAAGCGGACCGAGCGGACCGCCAGGCAGCGUCUUCAGGCACUUCGCUCUAAUGAUGAGGAAGCUUAUCUUAAGUUGCUUGAUCAAACAAAAGAUACACGUAUCACACAUCUGCUCAAGCAAACCAACCAGUUCUUGCAGUCUCUUUCCGAGGCCGUGCGAGUACAGCAAGCUGAAGUUGGUCCUACUGCAAAAUCUGAGGAAUCUCCUACUGAGGAUAAUGACAAGGUCGACUAUUAUGAGGUCGCUCAUCGUGUGAAAGAGGAUGUAACGGAGCAGCCUAAAAUGUUGGUGGGCGGCAAGCUUAAAGAAUACCAGGUUAAAGGUUUGCAAUGGAUGGUUUCUUUGGUUAAUAAUAAUUUGAAUGGUAUUCUCGCCGAUGAAAUGGGUCUUGGUAAGACUAUCCAGUCCAUCUCCUUGAUUUCUUAUCUUCUCGAGGCAAAGCGCUGGUCGGGUCCGUUCCUGGUAAUUGUCCCCUUGUCUACCAUUACGAAUUGGAACGUUGAGUUUGAUAAAUGGGCACCUUCGAUCAAGAAGGUUGUUUAUAAAGGUCCUCCGAAUACAAGAAAAGCUCUUCAGGGAACAAUCAGAGCUGGUGAUUUCCAGGUGCUGCUCACUACCUACGAAUACAUCAUUAAGGACCGCCCGUUGCUUUCAAAGAUUCGUUGGCAGCAUAUGAUUAUUGACGAGGGUCACCGUAUGAAGAACACGCAGUCCAAACUGUCUUCAACUUUGUCUAGCUAUUAUCACUCCCGUCACCGCCUGAUUUUGACAGGCACACCUCUGCAAAACAACUUGCCAGAGCUGUGGGCAUUGCUUAACUUUGUUCUUCCAAAAAUCUUCAACUCUGUCAAGACAUUUGACGAGUGGUUCAACACUCCUUUUGCUAGUACUGGCGGCCAAGAUAAGAUGGAGCUGACAGAAGAAGAAACAUUGCUAAUCAUUCGCCGUCUGCACAAAGUUCUUCGCCCUUUCCUACUGCGUCGUCUUAAGAAAGAUGUUGAAAAGGAUUUGCCUGACAAGAUCGAAAAAGUUGUCAAGUGCCAGAUGUCGGCCCUCCAACUCAAGCUUUACGAGCAUAUGCUCAAGCACAAUAUAUUGUAUACCGGUGCGCCUGCUGAUUCAGGGUCUAACAAGGUGGGUAUCAAAGGUUUGAACAACAAAAUUAUGCAGCUGCGCAAAAUCUGCAAUCAUCCGUACGUGUUUGAGGAGGUUGAGAAUUUGAUCAAUCCCUUCCAUGUUGACAACGACAACUUGUGGCGAGUAGCCGGCAAGUUCGAGCUUUUGGAUCGUAUUCUUCCAAAAUUCAAGGCCACUGGCCAUCGGGUCUUAAUAUUUUUCCAAAUGACUCAGGUAAUGACAAUCAUGGAAGACUAUCUGCAUUUGCGCGGCAUCAAAUACUUGCGUCUUGAUGGUGCAACGAAAGCUGAUGAACGCUCGGAGAUGCUCAAGGCCUUCAAUGCACCUGACUCACCAUACUUUUGCUUUUUGCUCUCUACUCGUGCCGGUGGCUUGGGUCUGAAUUUGCAAACUGCCGACACGGUUAUUAUUUAUGACACCGAUUGGAAUCCCUUCCAAGAUCUGCAGGCUCAGGACCGUGCACACCGCAUUGGUCAGACGAAGGAGGUUCGAAUCCUGCGUCUAAUCACUGAAGAUAGUGUUGAAGAGGCAAUUUUGGACCGUGCACUGUCCAAACUUGAGAUUGAUGGUAAGGUUAUUCAGGCCGGUAAGUUUGAUAACAAGUCCACGGCCGAAGAACAAGAAGCAUUCCUGCGCUCGCUUAUGGAGGCAGAAGAGCAACGUCGUGAAAAUAAGUCCGAAGAGGAUGAAGCUGAUGACGAUGAGCUCAAUGACAUUCUGGCUCGCAACGAUGAAGAGGUUACAAUCUUCAAAAAAAUGGAUGAAGAGCGUGUCGCCGCCAACGUCAAAAACGAGCCACGUUUGUUCAGCAGUGAAGAGCUGCCAGAGAUCUACAAGCAGGAUAUCAAGAUUCACCUUGAGCCUCCUGCCGAAAUGUACGGUCGUCGUGAGCGUAAACGCAUAGUUUACGAGGAUGCCUUGAGCGACGAGCAGUGGUUGCAAACCAUGCAACAACAAGAGGAUGAAGAAGAGGGAGGGCGGCGGUCCCGGCGGGCUAAGCGGUCGCCAGCCCCUGAUUCUGAUUCUACAGAUUACGAGGCGAAGAAGGCCAAGGUUGACCUGCUCACCCCAGAAGAGCGAGAGGAGCUUAAUAAAACCGCAGAGUCGGUUUGGGAAGCAAUCUCAGAGAGCGUUGCCCCUGGUGACCCCCCUCGCGCUCGAGCAGGAAUCUUCAUGGAACUCCCUUCGAAAAAACUCUACCCCGACUAUUACCGGGUGAUCAAGCGGCCGAUUUCGCUGGCUGAAAUUCGUCGUUCAAUUGAUACAUCUGGAUACAACUCCGUUGAAGAGCUGAAGGAAAACUUUGAUCUCAUGUUUUCCAACGCUCGAAACUAUAACCAAGAAGGAAGUAUUGUAUAUGAGGAUGCCCAGAUCCUGCAAAGUAUAGUCGACUCGAUUUUGUAA